Molecule: messenger RNA, 624 nt
Organism: Lacerta agilis (Sand lizard)
Lineage: Eukaryota; Metazoa; Chordata; Lepidosauria; Squamata; Lacertidae
Product: synaptosomal-associated protein 25-like
Exons: 7
Coding region: 75-596 (173 amino acids)
Biological process (GO): synaptic vesicle priming; exocytosis; synaptic vesicle fusion to presynaptic active zone membrane
Cellular component (GO): SNARE complex; plasma membrane
Molecular function (GO): SNAP receptor activity; syntaxin binding
Source: RefSeq, a predicted model, not a curated record
UGGGUUCUGAGCCGGAAGACCUUGAACAGCGCAUCCACCAGGUCAACAAUGAGGCUUUGGAGAGCACUCGGAGGAUGUUGCAACUGGUAGAUGAGAGCAAAGAUGCCGGAAUCCGAACUUUGGUCAUGCUGGACGACCAGGGAGAGCAGCUCGACAGGAUUGAGGACGGCUUGGACCAGAUCAUCCAGGACAUGAAGGAGGCAGAGAAGAACCUCACGGACAUGGCGAAAUGUUGCGGCCUCUUUGUCUGCCCCUGCGCAAAGUUAAAGAAAAUAAAAGACUUGGAGGCCACCAAGGCCAGCAACGGCCAGGUGGUCUCUCGACAACCCUGUGUGGUGGCCGAUGGAAACCAGAUGGUCAUGAGCGGGCCCUUCAUCCAGAGGAUAACAAAAGACGACGUGGAAGAAGAGAUGGAACAGAACCUGACGCAGGUGGACAGCAUGCUGAGCAACCUUCGCAGCAUGGCGGUGGACAUGAGCAACGAAAUCGACGUCCAGACUAAGCAGGUGGACAGCAUUAAGGAAAAGGCCAACGCCAACGUGAUUAGCAUCAGCGCAGCCAACAACCAGACUACCAAGAUGCUGAAAAACGUCUGAACCGCCCCGCCGACCGCCUUUUAUCCUC